AUGGACCCAAUCAAUGAUAUGACUUCAGCUGAUGCCGCACGGAUUCUAGAACUGUGGGAUAGACUCAACAACAGCACUCUAAUUGGAUGGUGGGCAUACAUAGAUGCAAAGGUUGAAUCCCGAAAUGCAUAUGAACGAACAUCACGCGUUGAUGCAACCCAGCAGACCGUGAGCGCAGAAUCUGUUGCGGGAGGCUCAUACACUUCCCAACAAUCACCACCUGCUGCUGCAACGCGGGCCGAAGGAUACUCUCCUAGCCCUGGAGUCGCCAACAAGCGCAAUUGGUUGCGCGCCCGCAAGGGCAAUCCGAUGGGUCGAUGCCAAGAAGCGCAAUUGGUUGCGCGCCCUGAAGGGCAACAGGAUGUGUCGAUGGAAAGGACAGUCCAAAAAGUCUCGAAUUCGGUUGCCUGCCUCUUUGAAGGGUGCACGACAAUCAUAAGAAUCGAUCGAUUGUCAAACCUGGAGGCACAUCUUAUAACACACAAUCCUAUGAAGGAGAUCGAAUGUACAGCAUGUGCACAACGGCAUAGCUACAAACGGGAUAAUGAGCUCAUCAAACACUUCAAAAGCACUUAUCCCGACAAGAAGUUCGAGCCGAACUUGCACAUGCGCAAGAAAACCGAAGCGGACAUGAAGAUGGAAGUGGAACGGUGCCCAUUUGUUUGCUCGAAGUGUAACAGUCUGUAUGGAACCUUGGAAGAGCUCGAGACACAUUAUCUCGCCAAGCACGGGCCGACACUACCGGAAAAGGCGAAGGUGCCCAGGAAUAGGGCGCAGAUUGAUAAGAAAUUGGAGGAGUGGGAAGAUUUCAAACGAUCGGCCGAGGCAUUCAAAAUGCUCCUUGAAGCCCAUCGUGAAGCCCGACGUGCAGCCCAACGUGAGGCGCCACAGACCCAACCAAGUGCGUCCAAACGAAAGCGAUCAUGA
Messenger RNA from Puccinia graminis f. sp. tritici CRL 75-36-700-3, 927 nucleotides. RefSeq lists its product as uncharacterized. Lineage: Eukaryota; Fungi; Basidiomycota; Pucciniomycetes; Pucciniales; Pucciniaceae. The record is from RefSeq and is a predicted model, not a curated record. The transcript is spliced from 8 exons. The coding region runs from base 1 to 927 and encodes 308 amino acids.